CGCAGAUAGAGAUUAGACGCGUUGAAAGCGACAAGAAAAAUGGCGGCGCGUUCGCUGACAAAGUUCGUUUUCUCGAAAAACUCCGCGAACUUGGUGAAAAACGCCUGCUCGGCUCAAAAUGUGAGGUUAUUUUCGGCGCAAGCGAACUACGAGUUCAUCAAGGUGUCCAAGGCCGGCGCGAAAAACAAUGUAGGCGUCAUCACGUUAAACAGGCCGAAAGCGUUGAACGCCUUAUGCAACGGCCUGAUGACCGAACUGAGCAACGCCCUCGUAGAAUUCGAAGGGGACGGUUCCGUCGGCGCGAUCGUAAUUACGGGAAGCGAGAAGGCUUUCGCGGCGGGCGCCGACAUCAAGGAAAUGCAAAAUAACACAUUUGCGAAAAACGUGUCGGCGAACUUUCUCGAACACUGGAACAAGGUGGCGAGGACUUACAAACCUGUAAUCGCAGCAGUCAACGGUUACGCGCUGGGCGGCGGAUGCGAGCUGGCCAUGAUGUGUGACAUCAUUUACGCCGGGGAGAAUGCUAAAUUCGGUCAGCCCGAGAUCCUUAUCGGCACCAUCCCCGGUGCAGGCGGCACUCAACGUCUGCCGCGUUACGUCGGAAAGUCGAAAGCGAUGGAAAUCGUGCUUACCGGUAACCAGGUAAACGCGCAGGAAGCGGAGAAGAUGGGAUUGGCCGCGAAGGUGUUCCCCGCCGAUAAACUGGUCGACGAGGCCGUCAAAUUGGGCGAAAAAAUUUCUGCGAAUUCUCAGCUAAUCGUCAAGUUGGCCAAGGAAUCUGUCAACGCCGCGUUCGAGACCACACUCGCUCAGGGUUUGUUGUUCGAGAAACGCCUGUUCCACGCCACUUUCGCCACCAAGGACCGUCAAGAGGGGAUGACGGCGUUCGUCGAAAAACGUCCGCCAAACUUCACAAACGAAUAAAACCCUUUUUUUUCAUAAAGCUGUU
This is a messenger RNA of Cylas formicarius (sweet potato weevil), 949 nucleotides long. Its product is annotated as enoyl-CoA hydratase, mitochondrial-like. Gene Ontology annotation, biological process: fatty acid beta-oxidation. The transcript has 4 exons. Bases 40 to 924 code for a protein of 294 amino acids. Lineage: Eukaryota; Metazoa; Arthropoda; Insecta; Coleoptera; Brentidae. The record is from RefSeq and is a predicted model, not a curated record. Gene Ontology annotation, cellular component: mitochondrion. Gene Ontology annotation, molecular function: enoyl-CoA hydratase activity.